CGGGCUACGUGCUAACCAGCUAGCUAGCUACAGGGCUGUACAGUAGAGGUGGAGAUUGUGUCAAAACGGUAUAUAUAGGUAUAUUUUUUAUUAUCUCGCCAGAUUAUUCUAUAAUGCCCAGUAAAAAGAAGAAAUAUAACGCUCGAUUCCCUCCGGCAAGGAUUAAGAAGAUUAUGCAGACUGAUGAGGAAAUAGGCAAAGUGGCUGCAGCAGUUCCUGUCAUCAUAUCACGAGCCCUUGAGCUUUUCUUGGAAUCACUCCUUACAAAAGCCUGUCAAGUCACCCAGUCGCGGAAUGCUAAAACAAUGACCACAUCACACCUAAAACAGUGCAUUGAGCUGGAACAGCAGUUUGACUUCUUGAAGGACCUGGUUGCAGCCGUGCCAGACAUGCAAGGCGAGGGAGAGGACAACCAUGCGGAGGGAGGGGACAAGGUGGCCCGCAGAGGUCGGAAACCAGGGUCAAGUCGCAAAAAUGGUGGAGCAGGCUCCAAGGGGAAAGACAAGAAGCUGUCGGGCACAGAGUCUGAACAAGAGGAUGACUCAGAGGACAGCGAGACGGAGGAGGAGGAGGAUGGGUCUCAGUCAAGCACAAACCUACAGCCAGCUUCACGCUUCCACAGCCCUGACAUGCCACCUCAGUACCUCCAUGUCGGCAGCGCACAGGGUGCCCAGCCCAUGCCCAUGCCCCUGGGCUCCUUCGCCCCUCACCCUUCGCUGAUGGGCACAGCGCCCCCACCUCCAGCCCCCAUGCCGCACAAAGAGGAGGAGGACGACGACGACGACGAAGAUUAUGACUCUUAGCUCCCCCCCCCCCCCCCCCCCAACUCUUUUACAUUUUAUUUCCUCCUACGUUGUUCUUAUCGAGGCUGCACUGAGGAGGGGCGGGGGGGGGGCGGGGGGUAGACGCUGAGGUAUCGCAGCCCCGUUGCAAGGAGAAAAGCCCACAACAGCUGGCAGACACAGGCAUGUAGCCUAGUCAAGACAAAGACCCUGCAGAAGACGAGUCAUCAGUUGUGUAUUAAGUGUUUUAAUUUUCUUUAUCUUUUUUUUUUCUUUUAUCAAUUCUUGUUUUAUUGUGGAGAGAAAAAAAAACUAUGAACCCGUUUUUUUUUUUUUUUUUUUUUUUUUUUUUUUUUUUUUUUUAAAAGAUGUGUCGGUUGUUCUAUUCUGACUUAAAAAUGUAUGUUUUGAUAGACCCACCCCCUCUCAUUCAGACAGGACACGCUAUGAGUCCCUCAUGUAGUUUGCACUUUGGUUUUUCUCUCUCGUCUUGCUCCAGUUUCCAGUAUCAGACUUUAGUGGUGUUCAAAGAACAUAUCACUAGCUCCUUGUGAAUGUCAGUAUUGGCCUCAGGUUGGUAGCAAGACAAGCAUUAACCUUACAGCUUUAAAUAUAUACUAUACAUGCAAAAACAUCUACUCUAGAUUAGUUCAGGAGAAACCGUUAAAAGUAUUUGAAAGUGAUCAGCACUUGAAUAAGGGAAGGCGAUGUCCUACGAUUGUCUAAGGAAUCAUUUCAUCACUGGGAUAUGGGAGAAGAUUCUGGAUUUUAUGGAUACUGAUUACGUUGGUCUAGAUGUAAGGUACUUGAGCAAUGGAGGAACUUCAUUACCAGGUUUAAAUCACGACUAGGCUCAAUUUGUGCCAUAGACACCAGUCCAUAAGGUGUAGGCCUUGCUUACAUGGAUCACCUGGUAGUCCAUUUGUUAGUAUAAGGCCCUAGGGCCUUAGAAGCAAUAAAGCAAGGAGAUGUAUUUUACUCUGGGUUGUGUAACUUCAGCAUUAUUUACCUUAGUUUCCCUUUUAAGACACAGUUUUUAUGAAGUUCCAGGCGUCCUAGUGAAUACAUCGACCUCACCUCAAAAGUCAACCAUAUCCAUAAUAUCAUUAUAUAUAACAACAAACUUGGUAAUCUGUUUAUUUUUUUUUGUUUCUGUUUAUUUUUAUGAUGACAAAAAUGCUCCUAAAAUUAUGAAUGAUAUUCCUUUGUGUCCCAAGCCCCAAUCAGCCACAACUCUUUACAUUGAAGACAGAAGGUAUCUGGGUUGCGCUUGCUGUGAUGUCAAAAGAUGAGACGGAUUCUGUGAUUCUCCCUUUAGAUUCUAACUUUGUUUUUAAAGUUACCCCCCCCCCCCCACCCCCUCCUUCACCUAUUAUUUGCCAAGUUUUGGACCGUUAUGCCCCCUUUUUGAAUCCAAUUUUCCUCCGUGUUUCAUGUUUCUUUUUCUCUCUUUUAGAUUGUUUUAAUGUACGCAUUUAAAACAGAAGAAGCAUAGGGCCUGCUACUCUGUCGGUCUUGAUAUUAAUUAGUUUCAAGGUAGGCAGUCAGAAUUGAUGCUGUAUGUAAAACUUUUAACAUUCUUUUUAUUUUGUAUGAGUGAAAUAAAGUUCAAAUUUCAAUAAAA
Hypomesus transpacificus is the source of this 2406-nucleotide messenger RNA. RefSeq names its product DR1-associated protein 1 (negative cofactor 2 alpha) (gene drap1). Lineage: Eukaryota; Metazoa; Chordata; Actinopteri; Osmeriformes; Osmeridae. Gene Ontology annotation, cellular component: nucleus; negative cofactor 2 complex. The transcript has 7 exons. Bases 114 to 803 code for a protein of 229 amino acids. Gene Ontology annotation, biological process: positive regulation of transcription by RNA polymerase II; transcription by RNA polymerase II; negative regulation of transcription by RNA polymerase II. Gene Ontology annotation, molecular function: transcription coactivator activity; RNA polymerase II general transcription initiation factor activity; protein heterodimerization activity. The record is from RefSeq and is a predicted model, not a curated record.